AUGUCCCCCACAAGUGAUUUCGAAUAUCCUUGGGAGAUCAAAAGCGAGGUAGAGCGAUUCCAGAAGCAAUAUGCUUGGGUUCAAAGAUGCAUUGACAACAAAAUUAUCUUCGUACCUGUGCCAUUGGACCAAGAAGGACUCAGAGUUCUUGACGUCGGGUGUGCUGAUGGAACUCUACUCCGUGACUUGAAGAAGCAAGUAUCUCCAUCUGCCCGGCUGGUUGGGGUGGAUGUCGUUGAAGCAUUUCUUCCACCUUCUGAAGAAGGAUUAAGAUACGAGACUUAUGAUCUUUGCGAAACACCACACCAAGAGCUCACUGGAGCUUUCGAUGUGACACAUGUCAGGUUUGUCAUUCCUGGUGCUGCCAAGGUGGGAUAUCAGAAGGCAGUAGAGCAUCUCGCCUCCACACUUGCACCAGGAGGAUGGCUACAAGUUCAUGAGAUGGACUUUGAUUUGCAAGAUAAGCCAGACAUUGGCCCAGCCCUGAAGGAAGUCUGCGCUCUAUUCUCGGGCGUGUUCAAAGCUAUGGGAAUGAUAUCUGAUCUUGCUCACAAACUUCCGGAGGCCUUUAAGACCGCAGGACUCAAUCAUGUCGCUGAAGAAACUGUUGAGCUGCCAAUGGGUAAGCUCUUGGGCGAUGAGGAGGCUGUCGAGAUGUCGCUCCAGCCUUUUCUUCUUACUAUCCCUAGUUUGAUACAGGGUGCAAAAGGCUUGGGUGCUGAUGUUCCCGAAUCCGUCUUCGAUGGUUUAGCGGUCAGGUUUGAGAAGGAAGUGAGGGAGAAAGGAGCAGUUUUCUUCACCAAGGUUAUUACUGGACAGAAGCCGGCAUAG
This is a messenger RNA of Fusarium venenatum, 831 nucleotides long. RefSeq lists its product as uncharacterized. NCBI's taxonomy places the organism in Eukaryota, Fungi, Ascomycota, Sordariomycetes, Hypocreales, Nectriaceae. The record is from RefSeq and is a predicted model, not a curated record.